CCCUUAUUAUGUAUGUCGUAGUCGAAUUUCGAGAGCAGUCGUAGUCGAACUCGAAUUUACAUUUCGUUGGUAUUAUGUAAAAAAAAUGACGUGAGUGUUUUUGUAAUAGACGUAUCCUACAUAUUUUAAUAAAUUCUGAACUACCCAGUGAUAAAAACAUCAGCUGAUUGAAAAUAUUUGAGUUACAAUUGCCGGCUUUUUAAACGUUUCGUAAUAAAAAGUAAAAAAGUAAAAUAAAAAUGCUAAGUGUUGCAAAUUUUUCAUCUUCUGACGAAGAAGACGAAACCAAUGCUUAUAAUCUUAUUUGUUAUCGCAGUCAGAUAAGAAUUCAGUCAAACAUAUUUUCCCUUCCAAGUUCAAAGUAAGUAUGUUUCCUUUCACGUUUCUCCCAAAUUAUCAAUAUUUUUUUGCAGAUUUGUAAGCAAUUUUAGACUGAACAAAGCGUCUUUUCGGUACGUUCUAAGGACAAUUUCACAAAAACUUCGUGAUCCCUCCAGAUCAACAUGUGUGCCGAAAACUUUGCGGCUGGCAGCAACACUAAGAAUACUCGCGGAAGGUAGCUACCAAAAAGGAGCAGGAAACGAUUUCAACGUGGGCCUGGCACAACCCACAAUGAGUUGUGUCUUUCACGAGUGCAUAGAUGCGAUGUAUAGCGAACUUUGCUCCAAAUGGAUUACAUUCAAAAUGAGCGAAAGGGAAAAGAUGGAAAUAAAGGAACAUUUCUAUGGCCAAACGAGGUUUCCGGGCGUAAUUGGCUGUAUUGAUGGCACCCAUAUAAAGAUUUUGGCUCCAACUCUAUCAGAACGUUGGAAAUACUAUAAUAGAAAGGGAUUUUAUAGCUUAAAUGUGAUGGUGGUCUGUGAUCAUAAACUAAGAAUACGUUAUAUUUCACCAAGCCAUCCAGGUUCAGCACACGAUUCGUUGGUAUGGAAUGUUAGUGAUCUUAAAGCAUAUCUUGCAGAACGAUAUAAUAACGGAGAAAGAAACACAUGGCUUUUAGGUGAUAGAACCAUAUUUAAUCACCCCCUUUAGGGCAGCAGAAGAAGGCAGUGCUGAGUCUCGAUUUAACACAGUACAUUCAAAAGCAAGAAAUAUUGUGGAAAGAACAAUUGGUGUUGUAAAAAAUAGAUUCCGCUGCCUGCUUGGUGCGAGACAGUUGCAUUAUUCUCCAGAAAUGGCCGCGAAGAUUACCGCAGUUUGUGCAGCUUUACAUAAUAUAUGCAUCCACUAUAAACUCGAUCAUAGUGAAUUUGAAAUCCCUUUAGAAAAUCAAAAUUCAGAUGAAGAUUAUAAUGAAAAUAAUGGCGACAUGACAGCAACAAGUAUAAGAUUAAAUAUCAUGAACACAAUGAAUGUAUAAAAAAAUUAGUUUUAUUGAACAC
Molecule: messenger RNA, 1382 nt
Organism: Stomoxys calcitrans (stable fly)
Lineage: Eukaryota; Metazoa; Arthropoda; Insecta; Diptera; Muscidae
Product: putative nuclease HARBI1
Exons: 3
Coding region: 613-1032 (139 amino acids)
Source: RefSeq, a predicted model, not a curated record